Molecule: messenger RNA, 876 nt
Organism: Paramuricea clavata
Lineage: Eukaryota; Metazoa; Cnidaria; Anthozoa; Malacalcyonacea; Plexauridae
Source: the annotation of a GenBank genome assembly
AUGGAUGAAAGUGAAGCGCAGGAAAGAGUGAAAAGAACAGAAAAGAGAGAAGAAAGAAACGUUCUUUUGAAAAGAAACACCAAAGAAACUAAUAGUGCUGAAAACACAAAUGAACGUACGAAAGAAGAGAAUAGUUACAGACGAAAAUUGAAUAAAAGAAAGGUCGAAGAAAAGCAAGAAAGCAAAGUUGAUGAAGAGUGCGACGGCGAGGACAAUAUAAUGCAAAUCGGAAGAUAUGUAUCAGAAUUCGAAAGGUUCAAAGUCGAGACUACAGCAAUCUUAGAAGGUGUCAAACUACCACUUUACAAGUGGGAAUCGAACGUAGAAAGCAGUCAAGAAGAGGAGCAAAUCUUAACACCCAACACUAUGCUCUGGGGACAGAAUUCGUAUGCAUUGGAAGAAUUUAGCGAGGAAAAAGAUGAAAACGAAGUUGGUAGUCUAUACAAACGUCUUACCAUAGCGUCUUACCAAGACAACACGCGUGGUCGAGAUGGCAAAGGGAAUAUAUCCAUGGAUUAAUGGAUAUAGUAUCAUCGUGUAAAUAAAAGCACAUCUCCUGUACCAGAGAUUGGGGAAAUUGUAUUGAUCGUUGGAGACGAAAAGAACCGAGGACGGUGGAUGAAAGGCAAAGUUGUGAAGUACGUGAAAGGAGAGGACGGUGUAAUUGGAGGAGUUAUUGUGUUACAUAAGGGUAACUAUUUGGAACGACCUGUUUAGCUGGUAUGUCCUUUGGAGAUAAGGAGCGUGCGUAAGGAAGAUCAAGGAAGACACAACGAAAGUACUGAAGAUAAUGAUGAUAAAUUAAAGGAAAGACCAGAACGGAAAGCAGCAAAGAUCGCGAAAGUUAACAUCAGAGAACAGUUGAAGGACGAUUAA